AUGGCCAUUGCUGCAAAGACAGACCAUGUUGACGUCCUUAUCGUUGGAGCCGGACCAGCCGGACUCAUGAUGGCAACAUGGCUCGCCAAAUGCGGCAUCAAAACACGCAUCGUCGACAAGAGAGGAACAAAGAUCUUCAACGGCCAAGCAGAUGGUCUUCAAUGUCGAACUCUCGAGAUCUUUGACUCAUUCGGCUUUGCGCAUCGAGCUUGGAUUGAGUCUAACCAUAUGCUCGAAAUCUCUCUUUGGAACCCUGAUGACAAGGGAGUUCUUCGUCGGAGCUCAAGGAUUCCCGACACAGUUCCUGGUAUCAGUCGCUUCCAACAGGUUGUUCUUCACCAGGGUCGUAUUGAGAGAUUCUUCCUCGACGCUAUCAAUGACUUCAGCCAAGGCGAGAUCUCAGUCGAGCGAGGGGUCCUGCCAACGAGUCUUGAGAUUGACCCGAAAACUGUUGAAGACCCAGAUGCAUAUCCUAUUACCGUCAGCCUUCGACACCUGAGCGAAGAAGAAGCUCAGCCAAAGCAGACAUCAACAUCCGCCAACGGUACUACUGUACAAGACGGUCUGUUCCGUAGCAACCUUUCGCCAGAUGAUACCGCCGACAUGCUUAAAGCAGCGGAACUCAACGACAAAGCCGACACUGUUGAGGUAAUAAAGGCAAAGUACAUGCUCGGUGCAGACGGUGCUCAUUCAUGGGUCCGGAAGGAGCUCGGCUUCAAGCUUGAGGGCGAAUCAACAGAUUACAUCUGGGGAGUUCUUGACAUUGUGCCCAUCACUGAUUUCCCUGAUAUCCGACAGCGCUGUGCGAUUCACUCAGCGAGUUCGGGAAGUGUUAUGGUGAUUCCGAGAGAAAACAAGUUGGUCAGGCUGUAUAUCCAGCUUACGACAACGGCAAAGAUUGGAGAGCAAGAUUCAAGAGCUGAUCGGUCAUGGAUCACACCCGAUGUUAUUCUUGAAUCGGCUCAGAAGAUUCUCGCUCCUUAUAAGUUGACUUAUCGCAAGUUGGAUUGGUGGACCGCUUAUCAGAUCGGACAACGCGUCGGAUCUAACUUCUCGGCUUACGAUCGAGUCUUCCUCGCUGGUGAUGCUGUUCAUACUCACAGCCCCAAGGCAGGCCAGGGGAUGAAUGUCAGCAUGCAAGAUUCUUUCAACCUCGGUUGGAAAGUCGCCAACGUUGUCAAAGGACUUGCUAGCCGAUCAAUUCUCAAGACCUACGAGACUGAGAGAAAGGGUAUUGCUCAGGCUCUUAUCGACUUCGACCACAAGUUCUCUCGUCUCUUCUCAGGCCGCCCGGCCAAGGAUAUCAUGGACGAAGAGGGAAUCAGUAUGGAUGAGUUCCGUGAAGCUUUUGAGAAGGGCAACCUGUUCGCCAGUGGAAUUGCCGUGGACUAUGGUCAAAGCAACAUUGUCGCCAAGGCUACUGAUGAUGGCACUGGCCUGAAGGACAAAAUCGCCAUCAAGAGGCAGGGUUUGGCACCAGAGAUCAAGCUCGGCAUGCGUAUUCCCAGUGUUAAGGUUCUUAAUCAGUCUGACGCUAGACCCUGGCACCUGCAAGAACUUCUCCGAAGCAAUGGAGCAUGGAGACUCCUGGUCUUCCCCGGAGAUAUCGAUCUCGACAGCCAGAACAAGCGAAUGAAGUCACUGUGCGACAAGCUCUCAGAUGAAUCUUCAUUCCUCAAGCGCUUCACACCACCUUCGGCUCGAUACGAUUCCGUGAUUGAAGUUAUCACGGUACAUGCCUCGAAACGGCAAGACCACGAGAUCUUUGACUUUCCAGAGGCUCUGCGUCCGUAUCACGAGAUUGAUGGUUGGGAUUACAACAAGAUAUUUGUUGAUGACGAGUCUUAUCACGAGGGACAUGGCAAACUUUACGAGACGUUUGGAAUCAAGCCUGAUGAGGGCUGUGUGGUUAUCUUGAGGCCGGAUCAGUAUGUUUCACAUGUGGGAGAGCUUGAUGAUUAUGAUGCGCUUGAUGGGUUCUUUUCUAAGUUUAUGAUCAGGCAAAAGGCUGCAUGA
Molecule: messenger RNA, 2016 nt
Organism: Fusarium redolens
Lineage: Eukaryota; Fungi; Ascomycota; Sordariomycetes; Hypocreales; Nectriaceae
Product: FAD binding domain-containing protein
Exons: 5
Coding region: 1-2016 (671 amino acids)
Molecular function (GO): FAD binding
Source: RefSeq, a predicted model, not a curated record